AUGAUCGAGACACCAUCGUCACCGGAGCCUCCCGACUCCCGAGGAAUUGACCGAGGCAUCGCAAGUUAUUGGCCACGGAGCUUGAAGGUACUGGGAUUACUGCAAAUUUGUGUGGCUCCAGAGGCGGUGGCGACGGACAUGUUUUUCGAGGGGAGAAUGGAGGAGAUGGUGAGGAAGGUGUUAGGGAUGAUUCCGGGGGGAGGUUGGGGCAGCCGGAGGAUGUGGCUCCGGUGGUUGGGUUCUUGGCUAGUGACCAUGGUUCGUGGAUUAAUGAUUUAG
Ilex paraguariensis (yerba mate) is the source of this 279-nucleotide messenger RNA. NCBI's taxonomy places the organism in Eukaryota, Viridiplantae, Streptophyta, Magnoliopsida, Aquifoliales, Aquifoliaceae. The record is from the annotation of a GenBank genome assembly.